Molecule: messenger RNA, 664 nt
Organism: Fomitopsis serialis
Lineage: Eukaryota; Fungi; Basidiomycota; Agaricomycetes; Polyporales; Fomitopsidaceae
Exons: 4
Coding region: 36-398 (120 amino acids)
Biological process (GO): mitochondrial electron transport, NADH to ubiquinone
Source: RefSeq, a predicted model, not a curated record
GCGAUCUCAGCCACUUGAAGUCCUCGACUGUCACCAUGUCUGCGCCUUCGCCAUUCACCGCCGUCCAUCGGAAAUACGUGCAAGGUCUCUACAGGCGGUAUCUCAACAAUGAGCUGAAUUGGACUAUCAACCGUAAUGCUUGGAGGGGGAGGGCCAUCGCCGUUCGUGCUGAAUUCGAGCGAAACCGGAAUGUACACGAUCCACGAGAGCUAUCCGCGAUCCUGCAGAAAGCUGAGGCUGACUUGGCUGAACGGUUGCACCCCGAUCCUUACCGACCACCUGAGGCUGUCGACGGGACGAAAUGGGAACGUAACCUGCCCCCACCCAUCGGUCCUAUCUUUGACCAUGAGAAGUACAAUUCCGACCAUGCUCGUGGGCAUGGUGAUGGUCCCCAUUGAUUGCGGUCGUACCAGUGUAUCCACCUGCAAUGCUCAAUAAUUCAUACAGAGCUGUGCUGUUCUGCAUCACUAUGUCAGUGGUUUCAGAUUGGGUGUCAUGCCUGGCGACAAAGCCCAAAUCAAUCCCGGCGUUUCGCGCAUGACCUAGGCUUAUCUACCAGCUUGCCUUUUGCGAGUGUUCCUCGCGAAGGGACCGAGAAACGUCGCCCUAAGUUUGCUUCGGUGAGCGUUAUACCUUCUUUGACUCACCUUCGGGAGAAUAGCGA